AUGUGCGAGUAUGAAAGUGUGGUUCAAAUGCUACUUUCACGCGGAGCCGAAGCAGACACGCCUACCGGGCAUUUUGGAACCGCGCUUUCUCUAACCGCUUAUAUGGGACUUUGCAACACAUUCAACUCUCUGCUUCAGCAAGGUGCCAGUCUCAACGCAUCGGGUGGAUUCCUCCAGUCGCCUUUAGCAGCAGCAAUUCUAGGAGGUCAUUCGAAAAUUACUAAACACAUCCUAAGCUUGGGACCUGGGGGAAGGCCUGAAGCUCUGUGUUUCGCUUGCAAGAAGGGGAAUCUUCCUGUUGUGAAAGCGCUUCUCGAUUCUGGUGUACAGUCAGCUGCAACACCCGCCGACGGUCAGACAGCAUUGCAACUUGCUCUGGCAAAAUUCAAUUACCUUAGCGUUUCAUAUCGGACACAUGAAGACGUCAUGACUGGUGACGAAGAGGAGAUCUUGAACCUGCUUCUUGACUCCAACACCACAAAAAAGAUUUCCGAUCAAGAUUUAAUUGCUGCGACUCAAAUUCAGGACGACAGCAUUCGAGAGCGAGUUCUCGACAUCAUGAUCUCACGGGCUAUAUCGCCCUACUUUCCAGAAGAAGGCCUUAUUCAACUGCUCCACCAUGAUCGCUACCAUGACCGCUACAAUGAGCACAGUACCAUAGAAAAGCUCUUGCAGGACCAUAGAAUUCAGGAAAUACCGAUUCGGGUGCUACUAGCUGCCGGAAACAUAGAUUCCAUCAAGAUGCUUGUUGCCUAUGACCCCAAAUAUAAUACCGCGCCGGCGGCUUUCGAUGCCACAAUGACCGAAGGAAGGUACGGACCCGAGUUGUGUAUCGAGAAAGUGGUGGAAUUACUUCUUUAUGAGAAUGAAGCUAUCGACGUGUCAGAAUCUGACAUUCUUGCCGCUCUCAGACUAAGAAGUGGAUUUUCUUUUCAAGUUGACCGAUCACACAUCUUGAAGAUAAUGUUCGAAAACAAUCCGGAACUCAGGAUUACCGAAGAAAUGCUCAAAGCUGUGCAGACGACGCAUGAUCUCGAUCUUCUCCUUGCUCAUACCAGCCCAGAGAAAGGUUUGGUGACACCAGCUGUGAUGAGCGCCGUGGCAGAAAGCUGUGCUGAAGAGGCUACUGAAAUGUUACGCAUGCUCCAUGACUUUCAGAAUACCGCAAUAACGAUAGCCGACUUGUAA
Molecule: messenger RNA, 1188 nt
Organism: Talaromyces amestolkiae
Lineage: Eukaryota; Fungi; Ascomycota; Eurotiomycetes; Eurotiales; Trichocomaceae
Exons: 1
Coding region: 1-1188 (395 amino acids)
Molecular function (GO): protein binding
Source: RefSeq, a predicted model, not a curated record